Messenger RNA from Sinocyclocheilus anshuiensis, 4749 nucleotides. RefSeq names its product FERM, RhoGEF and pleckstrin domain-containing protein 2-like. NCBI's taxonomy places the organism in Eukaryota, Metazoa, Chordata, Actinopteri, Cypriniformes, Cyprinidae. The record is from RefSeq and is a predicted model, not a curated record. Gene Ontology annotation, molecular function: cytoskeletal protein binding; guanyl-nucleotide exchange factor activity. Gene Ontology annotation, cellular component: cytoskeleton. The coding region runs from base 141 to 3428 and encodes 1095 amino acids. The transcript has 29 exons.
CGGCGCUUUGGCCGCAGUUCGCCUACAACGACGGUCGGACGUGUAACUCAUUUAGAGUUGAAGAAAUACCAGGCGAAAAAUAAAAGGCAGGGGUGUGUAUAUGUGUGUGCGAGAGGGGAUAGGCUGCAUUGGGAGCAGCUAUGGGUGAGAUCGAGGGCACCUACCGCUCCUUGCAGACCUCUGCAGGGACACGGCUCGGAGCUCAGUACAACACCGGCAUCAGCACCCUGGAGCCCGGGCAGAGCCUCGGUUCAGCUAUGGGAGCAGGAGGGAAAGGCCACAACAGGGGCCUGCAGAUCCGCGUCCAGGGCCUGGAUGAUGCUCAGGAGUUCUAUGACCUUGAGUCAAAAGCGGAUGGGCAAACUUUUUACUCUGAAGUGCUCAGACGGAUCAAUCUCAUUGAGAGCGAUUACUUUGGUCUGGAGUUUCAGAACCUGCAGAUGAAAUGGGUUUGGCUGGAGCCCACCAAGCUCAUAGUGAAACAAGUGAGACGGCCGAUGAACACACUCUUUCGGCUGUCAGUGAAGUUCUUUCCUCCAGAUCCUGGUCAGCUUCAGGAGGAGUUUACUAGGUACUUGUUUUCUCUGCAAAUCAAGAGGGAUCUAAUAGAGGGCCGACUGAACUGUACAGAAAACACUGCCGCCCUGCUGGCCUCUCAUUUGGUUCAAUCUGAGAUCGGUGACUACGAUGACAUAGCAGACAGGGAGUUUCUGAAGAUUAAUAAAUUGCUGCCAUAUCAGGAACGUGUGCAAGAAAAGAUCAUGGAGAUCCACCGCAGACACAUUGGGCAGACCCCAGCAGAAACAGAUUUCCAGGUUCUUGAGAUCGCUCGUAAACUGGAGAUGUAUGGGGUUCGCUUUCAUCCUGCCGCUGACCGAGAAGGCACCAAGAUCAACCUGGCUGUCGCACACAUGGGCCUGCAGGUCUUUCAGGGCCACACCAAAAUUAACACCUUCAACUGGUCUAAAAUUCGGAAGCUGAGCUUCAAGAGGAAACAAUUUUUAAUUAAAUUGCACCCAGAAGUUCAUGGUCCUCAUCAGGAUACGCUGGAAUUUCUAAUGGGCAGUCGAGAUCAGUGUAAGAUCUUCUGGAAGAACUGUGUGGAGCAUCACUCGUUUUUCCGUCUGUUAGAUCAGCCUCAGCCCAAAUCCAAAGCCAUCUUCUUCAGCAGAGGAUCCUCCUUCAGAUACAGUGGGAGGACACAGAAGCAGCUUGUUGAGUACGUGAGGGACAGCGGGUUGAGAAGAACUCCUUACCAGAGGAGGAACAGUAAGAUUCGCAUGUCGACACGUUCCUUGGCUUCUGAUGUGCCAAAACAGAAUCUGUGUUUUAACGACAGUCUAAGGUCUCCAGUACCUCCUUCCUCUGUCACCGCCUCCGUCCACUCCCUGCAUGCCCCCAGCUCACCCAUGCGGAUGGAGACCCCGAACCAGCCUGUGCAUCUCCAGCAGACGCAGCAAUCCGCCAGAGCCCCCAGCCCAAUGCAGCAGGACUCCAUCAAGACCAACUCCCAAUCCACCUACGCCUUCCCAGACUCUACCACUGACAGCCCACAGCCCUCUCCCUUCAACACCAAGGGUCCUCUGUGCCUGUCGCCCUCUUUCCAGAUGUCCACUCUCAGUCUUCCCGGCCAGGCACCUUCACCCCUGCAGAGCCCCAUCUUGAAUGAGGUGGACACUGCCAGACUAGAGGAAGACGAAGAGGGCAGGAGGAAGAGAUAUCCCACCGACAAAGCCUACUUCAUUGCUAAAGAGAUUCUGACAACAGAGCGGACUUACCUGAAGGAUCUGGAGGUCAUCACAGUGUGGUUCCGCAGUGCAGUGAUUAAAGAAAACGCAAUGCCUGAGGGUCUCAUGACCCUCCUGUUCUCCAACAUUGACCCCAUCUAUGAGUUCCACAGAGGCUUUCUCAAAGAGAUUGACCAAAGGCUGGCUCUCUGGGAGGGGCGCUCUAACGCUCAUGUAAAAGGAGAUUACCAACGAAUUGGAGAUGUUAUGCUGCGCAACAUGUGUGCUCUGAAGGAGUUCACAGGCUAUCUGCAGAAGCAUGAUGAGGUGUUAACAGAGCUUGAGAAAGCCACAAAGCGUGUGAAGAAGUUGGAGACUGUGUAUAAGGAGUUUGAGCUGCAGAAGGUGUGCUACCUGCCCCUCAACACCUUCCUGCUGAAGCCCAUCCAGAGACUCAUGCACUACAAACUCAUCCUGGAGCGUCUGUGUAAGCAUUACGUCCCCCAGCACAGAGACUACGAUGACUGCAAAGAGGCUCUGAAAGAAGUUGCAGAGAUUGCUGCUCAGCUGCAGAGCAGUCUGAUUCGACUGGAGAACUUUCAGAAGCUGACAGAACUUCAGAGGGAUCUGAUUGGCAUUGAGAACCUUACAGCUCCGGGAAGAGAAUUUAUCAGGGAAGGUUGUCUCUACAAGCUCACCAAAAAGGGUCUGCAGCAGAGGAUGUUUUUUCUUUUUUCAGACAUGCUGCUGUACACAAGCAAAGGGGUGACUGCAACCAAUCAGUUCAAAGUUCAUGGACAGCUUCCUCUGCAUGGGAUGAUUCUCAUUGUGCUGGACGCUCCGGUGGAGGAGAGUGAGAAUGAGUGGUCUGUUCCUCACUGUUUCACCAUAUAUUCUGCUCAGAGGACCAUUGUGGUGGCAGCUAGUUCCAAAGUAGAGAUGAACAAAUGGAUUGAAGAUCUGAACAUGGCUAUUGACAUGUCAAAGAAAUGUCAGGAGAAAUCAGAUCUUCUGUUGGACCCAAGCCUGUGUGAUCGCUCCAACAGAUCAUCAGAUGAAGUGUCUCUGGAGCAGGAGUCAGAGGAUGACAUGAACUCUUCCCGCUGCUCUCUGGACAAGCAGAGCCACCACAGGGCCAACACCACCAUGCACGUGUGCUGGCACCGCAACACCAGCGUCUCUAUGUCUGACCACAGCCUAGCCGUGGAGUAUUCAGUUCUCCAGCCGUGUCUCCAGAGCUCCCCCCUCGGUACCUGCUCGGUCAGGGCCAGAGACCCAACACCAUCACUCGUGUGCUGGUACCGAAACCAGAACCUUUCUCUCAAUGAUUAUCUGCGCAUGAACCAGAACCAGCUGUCUGGUUACCUACUAAGGAAGUUCAAGAACAGCAACGGCUGGCAGAAACUCUGGGUCGUCUUCACCAACUUCUGCCUGUUCUUCUAUAAGACACACCAGGAUGACUUCCCCCUGGCCAGUCUGCCGUUGCUAGGUUACACAGUCAGCACCCCAGGGGAUUCGGAUAGCAUCCAUAAGGAGUACGUCUUCAAGCUGCAGUUCAAAUCCCAUGUUUACUUCUUCAGGGCAGAGAGCGAGUAUACAUUUGAAAGAUGGAUGGAGGUGAUCAAAAGUGCAGCGAGCUCCGCGGGACGCAUGAGUCUGCUUGUACCCAAAGGCCCAGCAGAGAUGAACGGGGGAAGCUGAGUGUGUAAGACUGAUCUCCUGGAGCUGAGGGCUGGGCCCACUGUCUGCCGGGACCAAACACACCAUCAUCACUUUAUCCUUUCUGAUUUGUGGCUCUGAGAAGCAUCAUCAUAAUAACUUGAUUCUUGACUCUGGACUGUUAGCUCUCUGCUUGCUGGGAGUUUGAGCUGCUUAUUGACACCUUGGACCGAAGAAUUUGGUCGAAAAGUAAGCGCUCUGUAAUUCUCUUCUCUAAAUCUUUUCUUCUUGUUUUCUCGCUAAUGAAACAUAAAAUGGGCGUCUUGCUUUUCUAGAACCACAUUAGACUGAAAGAAUUCUUAUAGAAAUACAUUAGACUGAAUUAAGUUAUGUUUGUGUUUAUCUUGCUAAGGUUACACUUAUUGCUGUAUUCAGGUUUUAAGGUCUUUGCUAAGAUGAAUCUCAUUAGGAUGAUAUUUAAUGACUCUUGUUACUCCAGUUUUUUCAGUAGAAAUCUAGUCCCACAGGACUACAAAAAUGCUUUCUAUUAUUUGUCCUGGGACAACAUGACUGAAUACUACUGAAUGGAGUGUUGACAAACAGAGGGUUUGUAUUAAGUCCAGCUGGUGCAGUAAGUGAGAUGAAGGACUAGCGCUGUAAAAUGUGUCUCGCUGAUUUUGAAACAAUGUUACGUUGGUCAGAGAGCACGUUUACAGGGCGCAGCUCAGAAACUGGAGUUCUAUGAUCGAGCGCCUUCGCACUUUUAAAGGGCUGAGGGUGAGAUGUUGGUACAGGAAGGAAUCUGAGAGGAAUAGAAAUGCUAUUUUGAAGAUGAGGCAGCUGAAUUGGCUUGUACAGUAUGUGCUGUCUUCUUCCAGCGUAGGUUAAAGCAUGUCUUGAAGGUUAUUAUUAAGCGACUGUUACUAUUUAGGGGAUUUUUAAGGUCUGAUCCGUUGAUUUUUGAUCUCACAGCAUGAAAACUAAUCAGAUAUUUAUUUUAAAGUGAAGACUGACCAAAAAAUAUUCACUAACCAAACUAAAUGUAAUGUUUUAAAUGAUGUAGUAACAAAUGUCACUAGUUUUGAUUUUUGGGAUACUUGACAGAUAAUAAGCUCAAGUCUAAACUAACCCCCUUAUGGGGAAGAAGGUCAUCCACAGUGUAAUACUGCACUUUUCUUUCAGUUUCUGCCCUCUACACAGAGGGAAGAGGAAAUGGUUCUGGUGAAGUUCCAGUUUUGUCAAAGUUGAAGUUAAAACAACAAUGCAAGAUGUUCUCGGUCGGCCACUAAAUCCUAAAAUUUAAACUGGGAUCAACGGCCUAAAACUGCCUGUUCCCCUUUUAUUAUAUUGUAUAUGUGAAUUU